Pterocles gutturalis (yellow-throated sandgrouse) is the source of this 562-nucleotide messenger RNA. Its product is annotated as bromodomain-containing protein 7-like. Lineage: Eukaryota; Metazoa; Chordata; Aves; Pterocliformes; Pteroclidae. The record is from RefSeq and is a predicted model, not a curated record. Bases 52 to 432 code for a protein of 126 amino acids. The transcript is spliced from 4 exons.
UCUGCCCAUAACGACAGACUUACAGCACUAAAAGCAGUUACAAACUUCGGCAUGCCCGUAGAAGAGUUUGAUUCCGAGGAGGCUGAAAUCUUCCAGAGGAAACUUGAUGAAACAACAAAGCUUCUGAGAGAACUCCAGGAUGCUCAGAAUGAACGACUAAGUACAAAACCACCCCCGAACAUGAUUUGUCUCCUGGGUCCGUCUUACAGAGAGAUGCACUUGGCGGAGAGAGUAACCAAUAACCUGAAAGAACUUGCCCAACAAGUGACUCCAGGUGAUAUUGUUAGUACGUACGGGAUCCGGAAAGCAAUGGGAAUUUCAGUUCCUUGCCCUGAUACAGAAGACAGCUGGGUAGAUUUGACAGAGGACCUUCAAGAUCCUAAGAAGACUGUCACCAUCCCUGAAAAUGAGUGUGGUCCAGUUACAGUCUGAAGCUUCGGUUACGUUUACAGCUGUUUGUUUGAUUCUAUUUAAGAACCAGAUAAACUUCCUUCCGGUGCAUUCACCGAGCAUGUGUAUAUUGUGUGUUAAACUACUUUUGUUUAUUAAAUUUUGGAACUAA